UACGUCCAUACUAAGUUCUAUCGGUUCUAUCCACAUAUCGGUUCUAUCCCGCCACUGCUUCUAUGAAUGCGAUACCGCGAUUACAUGUGCGAUACAGCACGGCUCUGCGAUACAGCAGAGCCGUAUAUGUCUAUGCCUCUAUUAUUGUGUUUUCAGGGUUUCAUCAGUUUCCUGCAGUUUCCUAUCCUCUGUAGCCCGCUGCCCGCUGCGCUGUAGUCUUCCUGAAAGCUUGUAAAACUAACGAUGGAUGGACGGAUGAUGGAUGAAUAUUGACUGUACAGAAUAAUUCGUACGAUUGCGGACUCCACGUGCUCUAUAAUCUUCAGCAAGUGCUAGUACAACAACUGCCACUUCCACGUCAACUUGCAAUGGCAUCUAAAGGAGGGAAGGUCCUGAGCUACCACGAUGUUCUGUUAAGGGAAUCGGACGUAGCGUUUCUGGGAGGACCUCACUGGAUUAACGACAACCUCAUCGGCUUCUGGAUGCAGUAUCUAGAAAAAGAAGUCUACAAAGGGCAACGUAACCAAGUAGAAUUCGUCACCCCUGACGUGGUGCAGUUCAUCAAGCUCGGCGCGCUUCAGGACGUCUCGGAGCAGCUGAAGUCGCUGGAACUUAAAUGCCGAUCGUUGAUCCUAUUGCCUGUGAACGACUGCACAGAAUUUGAGUUGCCUGGUGGCUGCCAUUGGAGUCUUCUUGUGUAUGAGGCGAAAAAGAAGAUAUUCGAGCACUACGAUUCCUGCAAAGGUUCAAAUUCUGUGCAUGCCAGACGCAUCGCAGAAGCUCUGAAGUCGUUACUUUGCCUGGAGUCGGCGCAAGUCACAGAGGUUAGCUGCACGCAGCAGAAUAAUUCGUACGAUUGCGGACUCCACGUGCUCUAUAAUCUUCAGCAAGUGUGUGCUCAACGUCUUCAUCGUGGAGAGUUCACGACUGACUUUUGUGCCCUUUCGGACAGAAUGGAACACAACAGGAAUGCGUUACUGCGACUUAUUGCGUACCUUGCUGAACAAAACUGAUCUAUUUUUAUUAAAAACGUUUGUGUUUGUUGAGUGGUAGUUUCACAACAGCUGAACCCCAGUGGGCUUGACGGGUUUUACCAGUUUGACAAAUGUCACACUUUGGACCUAAGGUACGAGUCUGAGCUUUUUUUUUUUAUAUUUUCUUUAUAAAAGUUUGUAACAACAACCUCCUUCUGUAACAGAGCAGUCGCUCUCGAAGAAGCUUUGUAACCACUAUCCUUUUAUUGAACGCUCAAAAAGUUUCACUGCCAUACGUCGUCUGCUGCUGGACUACGAAACUGAAAUAAAUCGAGAAACCACGGGCACGAACAACCAUUGCAACCAUCUUGCGACAAAAAAAAAAAAAAAA
Messenger RNA from Ixodes scapularis (black-legged tick), 1365 nucleotides. RefSeq names its product sentrin-specific protease 8. Lineage: Eukaryota; Metazoa; Arthropoda; Arachnida; Ixodida; Ixodidae. The transcript has 2 exons. Gene Ontology annotation, biological process: proteolysis. Bases 369 to 1013 code for a protein of 214 amino acids. The record is from RefSeq and is a predicted model, not a curated record. Gene Ontology annotation, molecular function: cysteine-type peptidase activity; deNEDDylase activity.